Messenger RNA from Stegodyphus dumicola, 957 nucleotides. Its product is annotated as COMM domain-containing protein 2. NCBI's taxonomy places the organism in Eukaryota, Metazoa, Arthropoda, Arachnida, Araneae, Eresidae. The record is from RefSeq and is a predicted model, not a curated record.
AUUAUACUCCGUGGUUUGGCCAUAGUGUGCUACGGAAAUGACUAUUCAGUUACGGCCUCUGAUUGUAGAUUAAUUAAAUUCCUUCUCAUUUCUAAUUUCAUCUUUUAAUGUCACAAGAUUGUUGAUAAAAUAUUUCUCAGAAACUUGAAUUUUAAAAUCAUAGACCUUGUUUGUGUGCUAUUGUGGGUGUCAAUCGUGUAUAAAUUGCUGUAUUUGAUAAUAAUCAUGCUGUUGAUUCUGGAUGAUAUUCAUAAAAAGCAUUUGGAUCUUCUUAAAGAUAUAAAUAUCAAAAUUCUGAAAGAAUUUUGUCGAAUAGCCAUUGAACAUCUUCGUAAAGGAAGUAAUCCAAAAGUAUAUCAGAGUGCUGCUCAAAGACUGAAUGUAGAAGCUGAUCUUGUGCAAAAUGCUGUCACUGGUAUCAUGCAUUUGUUUACUGAAGCAGCAAAAAAUAUGGUGAAUGAAACAGAAUUCCGUGAUUCAAUCAUAUUUUUGGGUUUUAAUGCUGAAAGCCAGGAAGAACUCGUUAGAUGUUAUUUAGAAAAUAGUCAAGAAAUUCGAUCUUUGCUCACUACUUUAAAUGUGGGUAUUCCUCAUUAUCAUAAUCUGGAAUGGAGAAUUGAUGUUCAGAUUGCAAGCAGAAACUUGCGCAGACCAGUUGAACCGUCUUUUCUUUUGAAAUUGCAACUGCAGAAAGAUGGGGAGGCAGUCAAUAAUGUUUUUGAAGCUGAUCCUUCUAACAUUAUUCACAUGACAGAAGUAUUAGAUCAAGCCCUUCAAGAAGCAAAAUCCCAUCAUUGUCGACGAAUUAUGAGAAGCAUAAAAUAAACAAAUAUUUAUAUAAUGUGUUAUUAUUCAUCUUUUCUACGUUGUAGCAUGCUAUGAAGUGUAAAGUAAUUAAUUUAAUAGUUGACAUAUAUUUUAGAAAUGUUACUCAAUAAAUUAAUUUUUAUAAAUUCA